AAGGGACGGCUCCUGCCCAAUGUGUCAGCUUAUAAAGCACACAGCAGCCGGGAACCUGUCAGUCUGCUACCAUGGGGAGGCUGAUGCUGCUGCUGUGCGCUGCUCUCCUGAGCCUCGUCACCGGGGCGAGAUCUGACCCAAAUUAUGUCCUCAGCACACCUGUACAGCUGGUCAGUGGCAAUGCAGCAAAAGUCUGUAUACACAUUGUGGGGAUAACUGAACCCCUAGCCGUCUCUGUAGUAUUGGAACACGAUGGAAGAAACACCAGCAUCGUUGGAGAAGAUGUUACAGAAUCUAAAUAUUUCCAGUGUGGUGAAUUUAAGGUUCCUUCUGUCUCUAAAGCUGUUCCUGUGACAAUCACCUUUUCAGCAAUUGGGUCAAGUACAGAACUAAGAGAACGUAAAACAGUGGUGAUUAACUCUGCUUCUAACAACUGUAUGUAUCAGAUGGACAAGCCCGAAUACAAGCCUGGCCAGAAAGUAUUAUUUCGUUUGCUCUGUCUUAAUUCCCAACUGAAGCCAGUCAAUGAGAAGGUCACAGCUAUCUACUUGCAGGAUGCUUCAAAUACCAAGAUUUUCCAGUGGCUUCUUCCAGAGUUAAAUCAUGGCGUGAUUUCCUUGGAAUUCCAGCUGACCUCUGGUGCUUCUCUUGGUACCUAUGUAUUAAUAGCUGAAAGAGAAUCUGGGUAUCCUAUAAACAAUUGGUUCACAGUGAAAGAAUAUGUAAUUCCAAGAUUCAAGGUAGAAAUAGAGGCUCCACAAACUAUAGCUGUGACUGCUAAGUCCAUGCACUUCAACGUUUCUGUAAUCUACUCCUUUGGCGAGCCUGUGCCUGGCUCUGUCACUGUUCGGUUUUGUAAGCAGCCGCAGUUCUAUGGGAGACAACAGAAUUGCGUCAACGAUAAAGGUGACUCCUGUGUUGAUACAGUAGGAGAGCUUGGCGCAGAUGGAACCUACAGUGGCGCAUUUGACCUUCACUCAGCCUUUGCAGGGUCUCCAAGUGGACGGUCCUUGACCCUGGAAAUUACAGUGACUGAAGCAGACACUGGUAUUCAAGCCACCGAGACUCGUUACAUUUGGGCUACGAGCCAACCAGCUACAGUCAAUUUUGAUUAUGAAUCCUUGAACCAGUAUUAUAAGAGAGGAAUAGAUUACACUGUUCCGGGACAACUAACAGAUGAGAGUAAUAAACCAAUUCCUAAUCAAGAAAUCGAGGUGCAGAUUAACAAUGAUGAACCUCAGAAGGCAAUAACUGAUGCAGAAGGCCGGUUUGAAUAUGCAAUAGACACCUCUAAUAUGGUUGACGUCAACUUUACUGUCAGGAUAAGUUACACAAACCCUGAUCAGUGCUUUUUUUCUCAUCAAUGGUCGGAAAGAGACUACCCCACUGCCGAACGCACAGUUUACCGUUUCUACUCCUAUUCUGGAAGCUUCAUACAAGCAAAACGACCUAAAGGAGAACUGAGCUGUGGACAGAGCCACAGUAUUGAUAUUGCAUACAUCCUAAGCCCAGAAGGAACUGGUCCUGAAGUGAAUACGGCCACUUUCAAUUAUCUGGUGUUGUCAAGGUCAGCCAUUGUCCAGAGUGGUCAGAAAGAUGUUGAUUUAAGCAGCUCAAGGAAUGGUUCUUUCUCCUUGGAUCUCCCAGUGUCUGCUGACAUGGCCCCACGUGCUGAUUUGGUUAUAUACAGUCUUUUGGGGAACGAAAUGAUUGCUGAUACAGUCAGUCUCAACAUUGAGAAGUGCUUCAGAAAUCGGGUUUCUAUGACUUUCUCAGAAGAAAAGGUAGCUCCAGGUUCCACGGUUGAUAUACAGCUUUCAGCAGACCCAAAUUCAUACUGUGCACUGCGUGUGAUUGAUACCAGCCUCUUGAUUCUGAACCCCUAUGAACAAUUCUCAGCAGACAGUAUCUACAACUCUGUCAUAUUUAAUCCCUAUGGUUACCGUGUGGCUGAUUUUAACGCAGAAGACCCAGCCCCCCCCUGUGAGGACCCAGACAAAUUGGUCUUCUACAAUGGAAGAUACUAUGUACCUGUGAGCAGCACAACAGAAGGUGACACCUAUAAUAGUCUAAAGGCAGUCGGGAUGGUUUUUGGAACAAGUGUCAGGGCAAGAAAACCUGAAGUCUGUGAUAAGAAUCCACCAGCUAAUGUCUUUCCAGCCAGAGGUAUUGGCGCUGGUGUCGAAGCUUUAAAAUUUGCCAGUUCAGAAUCCAGAGCUGACUCUACACCACAGGAAACUGUUCGAACAGACUUUUCUGAAACCUUUUCAUGGGUUAUGUUGACUCUUGAUACUGAAGGCCGGGCCACUCUGUCAGAGACUAUUCCAGACAGCAUCACAAAAUGGCAAGGAACUGCUUUCUGUACCUCUGAAGAAACGGGUUUUGGUAUGACCAGAAAUCCAGCUAAUAUCACAACAUUCCUUACAUUCUCCAUGGAGCUCUCUUUGCCAUAUUCUCUUCUCCGAGAUGAAACCUUGACUGUGACAGGAGUUGUACGCAAUUACAUGGAACAGAGCAUCAAGGUCCAGGCUACUCUGGAGAACUCCAAUGCAUUUACCGCUGUACUGAAGGACGGUCAGCAAGAUGUCUGUGUAGCUGCCAAUGGUAGGACCGCCUAUAUCUGGGAACUACAACCAAACCUUGUUGGUGAGAUCAGUAUUACUGCAUCUGCUCAGACCAGUCAUAUUGGCGCGUGUGAUGGACCAAAUGAUGCUUCACAGUCUCCCCGCAAGGACACAGUUGUGAACACUUUUAUUUCGGAGUCUGAAGGAAUCCGUCAGGAACGGACUUCAAGUAAUCUAGUCUUCGUGGAAAACACAAACAUUCAGCUGCCAAUCAGUAUAACUCCUCCAGAGGAUACAGUGCCAGGCUCCAUCACUGCUUACAUCACUGCCAUUGGUGAUAUCUUUGGACUCUCGGUACAACACCUUGAGAAUCAACUCCUGCAACCCUAUGGUUCUGGUGAACAAAAUAUUGCUCGCAUGGCUGUUAUUCCAGAUGUAAUAGACUAUUUGAAUUCCACUGGACAACUAAAGGAGGAAACAUUCCAAAAGGCAAAGAGUUUAAUGUUAGAAGGAUAUUAUCGUCAACUCUCCUUCACUUCUGGUGGAGCUUAUCGAACAUUUCCAAACUCCAGAGAACAAGUUAACUCUUUCGUGACUGCCGCCACCUUUAGGACAUUUGAAAAAUGCAAACAAUAUAUAUACAUUGAUGAGGACCGACAACAGCAAACCUUGAUCUGGUUGGAAAACUCCCAAAGACUGGAAAAUGGCUGCUUUAAAGCCCAGGGAACUCUAUUCACAAUACCGGAUACGGACACGGACCGUGAUGUCUACUUUACGUCUUUUAUGGCCAUUGCACUUAUGGAAUCUAAAUCUCAAUAUAGUUUGGGGAAAACCCUGUUGAACGGUGCCCUGGAGUGUCUGAAAAACGCAUCUAAGAGCGAGCAGACUAUCUCUACUAAAGCCAUCAUGCUCUACGCCUUGACGUUGGCUGAUCUUCAAGAAUAUAGAGAACCCUUGCUUCAGAGUGUGAUGAGACAGGCCAAAACUGAAGGUGGCACAAUCCACUUUGAACGUGAGAACAUGCCCACCAUGAAAGCAGUUCCAUUUUUCUUCCCGCAAUAUCCCUCACUUGAGAAUGAGAUCACAUCUUAUGUGAUGCUAAGCUAUGCAGCUGGACCCAUUAAUCAAGAAACCCUUACCACAAUGGGACAGAUGUCCAUUUGGCUUGUUCGCCAGCAAAACUCACUUGGUGGUUUCAGAUGCACAAAGGACACUUCUAUAGGCCUCCAAGCUCUGGCUGCAGUUGGUAAACUGCUAUAUACUCCUAGCGCUCAGCAAACUGUGGUGGUCAAAAGGGGCAAUGGUGAAGUGAGCACACUAGAGUUAAAUCAAGACAACAGACUGGUGGCCAAUAGAGUGCCCCUUCCAGAAGCUACAGGAGACUACAGCAUUGAAGUCAGCGGGUCCGGCUGGUGCAUGAUACAGACUACAGUUGGGUAUAACAUCCCAAUACCCAAAGAAAAUGCUGCUUUCUCAUUGUCUCUAUCCACCUCUUCAGAUGGCUGUGUCAAUGGAGUGGCUCGCAGCAUAAUUAUUAAGGGCAGUGUCAGUUAUCACGGACCCCGUAAUGAAUCUAACUUGGCCAUUGUCAGCAUCAGGCCGUAUUCUGGUUACACUGUUGACUUUUCUUCACUUUAUGAGUUAAGGGAACAAAAGGUCAUUCUAAAAUCUGAACAGGGCCCAAAAGGAGAGGUCAUCCUGUAUUUUGAAACUAUCACCGAAGAUCCUAUUGACUUUAGCUUAAGGUUUUUGAUUGGCCAACGGGUUCUGAAUGUGAAGACCAGUUCAGCGGUGGUGUACAGUUAUUACCAACCAGAUGAGAAUGGAGCCGCCUCCUAUAGCCACCCCUGUGUUGGAGCUACAGUAGGGUCUUCAUGAGAAGAUGACUUGCUCCAAAGAAUGAAAUAAAGGAGAACACUUUCUACUUGACUUCUAGCAACACAAGGCCACUUUCUGGAGAAGGAUCAAAUUUGUUUUAUUUUUUCUUUCUCGUGGAGGAUUUCGUAAUAUUUUGAGGACUGAACAAUAGCUUGCAUUCCUUCUGUUUUAUGUCUUAAAUGUUUUGGGAAACAAUCAGUUUAUUGUAGAGCAGUGGUCUUCAACCUGUUGCAAAACUGCAACUCUUAGUAUGUCUUGACAGCCUUUGGCUGUUAAGAUGCUGGGAAUUGUUGUCUUGUCGGGAUGGAACCCAUGGUUGUAGAGUGAUAGAUUCAUACAAAAGCCAUUAAGUCCUGCUCCUCUACAGAUGUCAUCAUUUUAAGGGCAAUAUCCUUUCAAGUUGGAAUUGAAUUGCUGACAUCUUUUAAGACCACUUAUAUCUGUAUCCUGGGCAUGGUGCUUCUCCUUCCAACUCGCAAAUUAUAUAAAUAAAAAGUCAGCAUUAAAGAACCUGAA
Messenger RNA from Bufo gargarizans (Asiatic toad), 4958 nucleotides. RefSeq names its product ovostatin-like. Gene Ontology annotation, molecular function: endopeptidase inhibitor activity. The transcript has 36 exons. Lineage: Eukaryota; Metazoa; Chordata; Amphibia; Anura; Bufonidae. Gene Ontology annotation, cellular component: extracellular region. The record is from RefSeq and is a predicted model, not a curated record. The coding region runs from base 72 to 4442 and encodes 1456 amino acids.